UCGGUGCGUGGAUUCACGGCAAAACGGACAGCCCCAGUGCAUGGACAAAGCUGCACCGGACAAUGCCAGCAUGCCGGACUUGGAAAGUUGGUGGUGGUGGUCUCACACCUGGUGGUGGCUUGAUAACUCCCCGGCUCCGUCAACGGAUGACGUCAUCAGUGAUUGUGAAGAGGAGCAGAAUGAGAGCUCGCUUGCGGAUCAGGCGUGUGACCCGGUCAAAAUGGAGCGACUGAGGAUCAUGUGUGAGGACCUCGUGGACGACUGCAUUUCGCCUCUCAUCUUAGAUCUUUCACCGGAAGAAUUUCGUACCAUGCAGGCGGAGCUCAGCCACGUCACGUGCUGGUACCUGGCCUGCGACCGCUACUGGGACCGCUCGCCGGCGCCGGCGCGCGUGCUGCCCUGGGCCCGGAUCGCCGCCGCGCUCACGCUCCCCACGCUGCUGCUCUCCUAUGUCUACUACCUGCUCUGCGUGCUGCGCUUGGAGCGGCGCCGAGAGCCGGGAAAGGACUUCAUCCAGGUGACGUGUCCGCACGAGCUGAAGCGACGCCUCCUGGAGCGGACUGUCAGCCGGGAGCCGGCCCGGCCGCGGCGCCCCAACGACCUGUUCGCCAUCUACGACGGCGACUACGAGCUGGCCCCGCCCAAUCACGUGGACUACUGAGACACGGGCCGGCCUGACCAAGACACGUGGGCUACUGAGACACGGGCCGGCCUGGCCAAGACACGUGGACUACUGAGACACGGGCUGGCCUGGCCAAGACACGUGGACUACUGAGACACGGG
Molecule: messenger RNA, 783 nt
Organism: Pollicipes pollicipes
Lineage: Eukaryota; Metazoa; Arthropoda; Thecostraca; Pollicipedomorpha; Pollicipedidae
Exons: 4
Coding region: 41-661 (206 amino acids)
Source: RefSeq, a predicted model, not a curated record